AUGAUCGCGUGGUUUAGAUUGAACGAGACAAAUGAGUUUGCAAGAACACUGACAUUUGCACAGAUCCCUAACUACUUCACUUACAACAAGAAAGAUCGGGAAUUUAGACCAAGGAAACAGGCGGGUUUUAGUAUCGGAAGAAUCAAUUACGUGCCGCGCAAGAUAGAAGAGGGUUAUUAUCUCCGAGUCCUUCUUAAUAUUGUAACGGGUCCCAGAUCGUUUGAAGAGAUCAGAACCUACCGAGGUGUCGUUUAUGAAAAGUUUAAGGAAGCAUGCUAUGCAAGAGGACUGCUAGAUGAUGAUGAGGUGUGGGUUGAUAGUAUCAAAAGUGCAAGCGAAUGGUGUUUCGGUGAUCAUCUUCGAAAUCUUUUUGCGGUUAUGCUUGCCAGUGAUUGCUUUACAACACCGGAGGAUGUUUGGGAAAGAACAUGGCACAUCCUAGCGGAAGACAUGGAGGAGAAGAAGAGGAUUGAAAAUGAAAAUCCAGCUCUUAUUCUGGACGAGAAACAGAAGAGGAAUUUCGUUCUUCAGGAGAUUCAAAUGGUGAUGUUAAGGAAUGGGACAUCGUUGUCUAAUUAUACAUCAAUGCCCCAACCACAGAAAGAUGACUUCGCCUAUUCAAAUCGAUUGUUAACUGACGAGCUAAGCUACGACAAAGACUUGCUGAAGGUUAAACAUGAUGAAUGGAUAAAGAUGAUGACUACCGAGCAGAAGGGUGUUUACGAUGAGAUCACUGGAGCGGUCUUGGAUAAAAAGGGAGGAAUAUUUUUCGUUUAUGGUUUCGGAGGGACGGGCAAAACAUUCAUGUGGAAAACACUAUCAGCUGCUAUACGAUCUAGAGGGGAGAUUGUUCUGAACGUUGCUUCUAGCGGGAUAGCUUCUUUGUUGUUAGAAGGUGGACGUACUGCUCAUUCAAGGUUUGCCAUUCCAAUAAAUCCUGAUGAUUUCACAAUGUGUAAAUUCGCACCAGGCUCCGAUCUUGGGAAUCUUGCUAAGCAAGCAUCGCUUAUUAUUUGGGAUGAAGCGCCUAUGAUGAGCAAGUAUUGUUUCGAGGCUCUGGAUAGGUCUUUACGAGACGUUAUUGGUAAUGUUGACAACAAGCCUUUUGUGGGGAAGGUUGUAGUAUUUGGUGGUGAUUUCAGACAAGUUCUUCCUGUGAUUGUAAAUGCCGGUCGUGCGGAGAUUGUACUUGCUUCAUUGAAUUCUUCUUAUCUAUGGGAACAUUGCAAAGUAUUGAAGUUAACGAAGAAUAUGAGGCUGUUUAAUAGCAGUUUGAAUGCUGAAGAGGCCAAAGAAAUAAGUGAUUUCUCAGAUUGGUUGCUUGAUGUUGGAGAUGGGAAGCUUUCUGAGCCUAACGAUGGUGAGGCGGAAAUAGAUAUUCCGGAAUUACUGAUCACAGCCUCAAACGAUCCAAUGGAAGUUAUAUCCAACGAGGUAUAUUCUGAUCCUGAUAUGUUUGAAGUCGAUAAGGAUCCACGUUAUUUUCAAGAUCGGGCUAUAUUAUGUCCAACUAACGACGACGUCGACUUGAUAAAUCAGUUCAUGCUACGUAAAAUACCCGGUGAAGAACGAACGUAUUUGAGUGCUGAUAGCAUUGAUCCAAUGGAUAUAGCUGCAAGGAACAAUCCAAUUUUCACACCCGAUUUUUUGAACUCUAUCAAGUUUCCGCUGGCAGUUGCUUUUGCUAUGACCAUUAACAAGAGCCAAGGUCAGUCGCUCAAGCAAGUUGGUCUUUACCUUCCACGACCAGUAUUCUCUCAUGGCCAGCUCUACGUCGCACUUUCCAGAGUGACAUCGAAGAAGGGUCUUAAGAUACUAAUCGUCGACAAAGAAGGGAAACCACAGAAGCAAACAACCAAUGUUGUGUUCAAAGAAAUUUUCCAAAAUUUAUGA
Molecule: messenger RNA, 1893 nt
Organism: Microthlaspi erraticum
Lineage: Eukaryota; Viridiplantae; Streptophyta; Magnoliopsida; Brassicales; Brassicaceae
Source: the annotation of a GenBank genome assembly